AUGGUCCAGCGUUUGACAUACCAUCGGAGGCUGUCUUACAACACAGCCUCUAACAAAACGAGGCUGUCUCAAACCCCUGGUAAUAGAAUCAUUUACCUUUAUACCAAGAAGGUUGAAAAAACACCAAAGUCUGCAUGUGGUAUGUGCCCAGGCCAACUUCAUGGAGUUCGUGCCAUGAGACCUUACGUUCUAAUGAGGUUGUCUAAAACGAAAACACAUGGCAGCAGGGCCUAUGAUGGAUUCACGUGUGCCAAAUGUGUCCGAGACAGGAUCAAGUGUGCUUUCCUUAUCGAGGAGCAGAAAGUUGUUGUGAAGUAUUGA
Molecule: messenger RNA, 321 nt
Organism: Molossus molossus (Pallas's mastiff bat)
Lineage: Eukaryota; Metazoa; Chordata; Mammalia; Chiroptera; Molossidae
Product: 60S ribosomal protein L34-like
Exons: 1
Coding region: 1-321 (106 amino acids)
Biological process (GO): translation
Cellular component (GO): ribosome
Molecular function (GO): structural constituent of ribosome
Source: RefSeq, a predicted model, not a curated record